Fusarium tjaetaba is the source of this 1131-nucleotide messenger RNA. RefSeq names its product adenosine monophosphate transferase FICD like. The record is from RefSeq and is a predicted model, not a curated record. The transcript has a single exon. Lineage: Eukaryota; Fungi; Ascomycota; Sordariomycetes; Hypocreales; Nectriaceae. The coding region runs from base 1 to 1131 and encodes 376 amino acids.
AUGGGAUCUAAUCUCGGGCACUCUAUCUAUCUUAUGCUCUCAUCGAGCCUCCUUGGCGACGCUUCUAUCCGUAUUCGUUCAGCGCCGGGCAAGGAAUCGACGUUGCUACUUACCCAAGACGAUGCUCACUACGAGGACGAUGCAGAAGACGAGGCCGAUGACCAUUACGAGGACUUUGAAGACGAUGCUGAAGACCAUAGUCACCCCGAAGAAGACAUCGAGCUGAAGAACUACCUCGACGACAUCGCAGAUGCUCUCAAGAAGCAGUCAAAGAACGACUCCGAGAUUGCUGAAGGCUUCAACGAGAAGCUGUCCGAGAUGGUAUACGGCUCAAAUAUGAUCGAGGCGGUCGGCAGCAGCCUCGACAUCACAAGCGAGCUCUGCCGAGAUAUUUUUGCUGGGCGCAUAGGCGCAGACGAUGUUGAGAUCAGCGAUAAUGAUCCCACUUAUAAGGCUAUUCAAGUGGAACUCAUCGAGAAGUGCAAGCCUAGUGCACAUGAAGACGUGCUCCGAACCCGCCGCGAGGUUGUCCAGCACGCAAAGGCGGCCUACUACAUGAUGAACGAAGUCGCCAUCAAGGGGAAGGAUCUGUCCGAGGAGAUCAUCUUGGAGACGCACCGCCUUUUGACGUACAAAAUCGACAGUCCCGACGGUGUUCUCUCCAGCGAAUACGGGGGCAUGUAUCGAAAUUGCCCAGUCCAGCGAGGCUUCAACUCUUUCCCUCACCAGUCUACAGUCCCAAAGGCCGUUCGAGAUUUGACCGAAUCCCUCAAGGCUGAUAUCACAACAGCAGAGGAGAGCGGAGAGAUUGACCCUGUGGCUCUAGCAGCCAAAUACUGCCAUAAAUUCGUCAACAUCCACCCCUUCCUUGAUGGAAACAGCCGAACAAGUCGUCUCAUUCUGAAUACCAUACUCCUCAAGUAUGGAGGCUGCUUCGUUUGGUUCGGAAAGGAUGCAAUAGAGCGUGAGGAGUAUUUGGAUAUUGCGGCAGAGGGAUUCGCUGCUGCUGAGGCUAUGGCUGCGCAAGAGGAAAUGGAUGAUUUACCAGAGGGCUUCAAGCCAAAGCAUCACAAGAAGCUGGCCACAUUCACUCUUAAGCAUGUAUACAAAUUCCUUAGCAUAUUCAAAUGA